GAGAAAAGCCAGGGCCGGUGGAGCAGCGACCCCUGAGCAGUGCUCCCUCUCCCGGCUGAGCGGCAGGACCAGAGCUGCGGUCAAGCAUCAUGAGCGAGAGACAAGGUGCUGGGGCAACCAAUGGAAAAGACAAGACAUCUGGCGAAAAUGAUGGGCAGAAGAAGGUUCAGGAAGAGUUUGACAUCGACAUGGAUGCGCCAGAGACAGAACGGGCGGCUGUGGCCAUUCAGUCUCAGUUCAGAAAAUUCCAGAAGAAAAAGGCUGGGUCGCAGUCCUAGCGGGAGAGCCCGUUCCUAGCCUGCCAGAAGACACCGAGUUCAGCCAUCACCUGUCAAGCAAUUAAAGAAAACACCCUAGAGAGAAAUCACCUGCACACGCACACGCACACGCACACGGCAGCCCACAUGCAUGUACAGAGACCCCGCCACUCACGCCCUCGUAGGGAGUAGGCCAUGCAGCCGAGGGCCGCUUUCUCUCUGUUCAUCUUCAGUAGCCUUCCUCCCGCAACUGCUUUCCUUGGUGUUACUGUAAUAAAGUGCAGUUCAGAUGCGUGA
Messenger RNA from Miniopterus natalensis, 554 nucleotides. It is a transcript of the gene PCP4, whose product is annotated as Purkinje cell protein 4. The record is from RefSeq and is a predicted model, not a curated record. NCBI's taxonomy places the organism in Eukaryota, Metazoa, Chordata, Mammalia, Chiroptera, Miniopteridae. Gene Ontology annotation, molecular function: calcium ion binding; calmodulin binding. Gene Ontology annotation, cellular component: cytoplasm.